Messenger RNA from Aspergillus eucalypticola CBS 122712, 785 nucleotides. RefSeq lists its product as uncharacterized. The record is from RefSeq and is a predicted model, not a curated record. The transcript has a single exon. Bases 152 to 379 code for a protein of 75 amino acids. NCBI's taxonomy places the organism in Eukaryota, Fungi, Ascomycota, Eurotiomycetes, Eurotiales, Aspergillaceae.
CUUUGCUAUCGGAAACACUCCUGACCAGAACUCUGCGAAGAUUACUACAUAAUCUACCUUAUCAGGCUUGACUACCGCAUUAGCCCCGUCCGAGUACGGACAUCUUUCGGCACACCAAAGGAUUCCCAGGGGAGUGGGCCAGAGUACCACCAUGACACGGCUCACGGCUCCAUCUUUCAGCUACACCUGCACUGUGCGCACAGCCACCUUUCUAAUGACUACAUCUUCACUGCCCUCCUGGGUUAUGCGGUGCUGGACUGUUGUGCUUCUUCUCUAUUGUUUAUCCCCUGAAACUGCGGAAUACACACCCCGGCUACACCCUAUUAUGCAACAGAAAAGAGCUCUAGUGAGGCCCGUGCCCGAUGAUUUAAUUAGGUGAUAUUGGCUGCCAUAUGAAUUAAUCUAGUCAUGGACCUGGCUAGCCCAGUUGCAGUUCGGCUGUACCGCAUAGGAGGGAGACCGAGGUACUCCGGAAUACGCAGAAUUGCAUGAUCGAAGCGUGUGUUGAUCGUGGAGAGAAAAGGAUAUUUGUGGUAUGGGGCUGUUUCCGGCGGUCCGCAUCCUGAAUAUGAUUCUUGGGGGCCGUAGAAGGAUGGAGGAUCUUCCUGGAUACCUCAAUAGGAAGUCUACAAAGGCGAUGGAGGAGUGAAAGGAUCUGAUCACUUGGGCGGCAACGCCAGUGCUGUCAGCAACAAGCCGGAAAAGGGUGACGAAUUCAUUUAUCUGGAUGCCUGCAGGCUCAUGCUUGUGCUACUGUGUGUUCUGUGUUGAUAUGCUUACAGUGG